AUGAAUUUAGGCGUUGUUGGUGAUUUUAGAAAACGCGUCUGGGCCCUCAAAGCUGCAUUUCUAAAAGCAUACGAAAUUGGAUUGGACAAUGACGAAGUGACUUGUUCCGAUACGGAUGAGGAUGAAGAUUCUGAUGAGACCAAUGAAUCUGGUGCGUCUGGUGAUUCCAAGGUUUCUGCUCCAGAGAAAAAUCAUUCUCAAUCUCAAUCAGAUACUAUGGCGGAAGCACGCAAAAUGAUUGAAUGGAAUCUGAAGGACGUCCCAUAUGAAGGUAACCUUCAAAACAUUGUUGCGCCAGUUGCUCCUGCCUUGAAUCAAGACGUAUCACAAGAUUCAUGCGACAAGUAUUUUAAACAUGUAGUGUACUAUUUCAGUAUUGGAGUUACCUAUGGUACUCUGGGUCUCUUGCCUUUAAGAAAUCCAAAGUACAUGGAGUUUAACAUCAGUUUCUUCAAAAACGUACGAAAAAAAUACAAUAUACUUUUACAACAUUUUAAACUUGGUGUGUUUGAACUUGUAUUAUUGUCUACACUAAGUGGACUUAAAAAACUCACAGCUGAUGAAUUUCAAGAUUUUGUCAAUUGUUUCCUUAAAGAUAAGGAGUUGACUGAGCGAUUGCGACAGAUGACGAUUGCCGAAGAUUUCCAGAGAGAAAUUGGUGAUGUAGUUUGUACUGACUUAUAA
Mucor mucedo is the source of this 684-nucleotide messenger RNA. RefSeq lists its product as uncharacterized. The coding region runs from base 1 to 684 and encodes 227 amino acids. NCBI's taxonomy places the organism in Eukaryota, Fungi, Mucoromycota, Mucoromycetes, Mucorales, Mucoraceae. The transcript is spliced from 5 exons. The record is from RefSeq and is a predicted model, not a curated record.